AUGCCAAUAAGUACUUCCUUCACUCAAAAAAGAAGAAAAUUCGGUAAAACUUGUCAUUUCACUGAUGUGGGACCCUAUCUUGUUGUAGAUAUUGAUUCAGAUCCAGAACUAAAGAAAAAAUUUAUUAAAAAAACUAAUAUUGACAAAGGAACACAAUGUUCAAGCGAGAUGUCUCAGCAUCAGGCAAACACAGUUUUAUGCCCAACAAAAAGUUGUGGCAUGAAUCAUACUGUGGGCGGGUGGCCUAGUGAUGUGGAUCCUAAAGAUGAAGAUCAAGUAGCAAGAUUUAAAAAGAAAAUUCAAAAAGAUGAAAAUUUUAUCACUACAAUCAAAAGACUUGGUGAUAUUGUGGAAAAUUUUGUAAUGGAAAAUAAUUCAAUUAAUAUUUAUGAAGACUAUUUUUACAGUGAAAGUACAAAAGAAGUUGAAUCACAAUUUAAAACUUUAAGUGUGUUUAGGGAUUACUCUUCAUUGAAAAGAAAAUCUAUCGAUCUUUCAUGGUCUCUGGACGGGUGUAAAAUUGCUGUAGCACAUGCAUUUAAUAGUGAAAAUAGCAAUGUCAUUAAUGCAUGUUACGAUUCUUAUGUAUGGGAUACAGGAUUAUGGGAUGUUAGAGUAGCUGGACACCCACAACAAAUAACACCUGUUGGAGAAAGUCAUAAAGAAAGUGUUUCAGACUUAAAAUGGAUAAGUUCCAAGACUGGAAUGGAAUUCUUUUCUGGAUCAGUUGAUGGAAAGCUAUUUUGCUGGGAUUCUCGAAAUAUGAAAGCUCCAAUCAUUAAUUUUGAAUUUAACCAAGGGAUUCAGGAAAAAUCAAACAUGAAUAAAAGUUAUGGCAUAACAUGUCUUGAAUAUGAUCCUACAUUGCCUAAUCGUUUCAUGGUUGGAACAGAGCAAGGUAUCAUAUUAUCGUGCAACCGCAAGCAUAAAGAUCCGAAGGAAAUGAUACAAGCUUGUUAUGAUAUACAGUCUGGACCAGUUAUUGGCAUUGAAAGAAAUGCAUUUUUUCCAAAACUAUUUGCUUCUUGUGGUUCUUGGGGGGUUAAAAUAUGGUCAGAAGAUCUGGCAGUCUCAUCUAUGUUGAAUUUACAAACGCAUGACGAAUAUGUGACAGAUGCAGCCUGGAGUGCUGCCCAUGCCUCUUACUUGUUUAUCACAAAAACUUCAGGUAUUUUAGAGCUGUGGGACAUUCUUGUUAAAAUGUAUGAGCCGAUUUUGUCUGUAAAAGUAAAAACUGAAUCUUUGCUUUGUAUCAGACCUAAACAGCAAGGUGAUCAAGUGGCAUGUGGUACUUUGUCUGGAUGUAUUCAUUUGCUAGAAGUACCAGAAUGCUAUACGACUACAUCUAAACAUGAAAAGAAUCUUGUAUCAGCUAUGAUCGACAGAGAGGGCAAGCGAGAAAAAGUUCUUGAAGGGAAGACGAGAGAACAAAGGAUGCGGGACAGGAUUAUGGAUGGACAGUCGAGAAAACUACAAGCCAAUGAUGCCGAAGUUGAGAAACUUCAAGAAGUAGAAGACAAAGCUGAUAAUGCUGAAGUGGUGAAGGAAUUUGAAUCAGAAUUUGAUCCUAGUCUGAAAUGUGCUGAAGAUGAGCUAGGGGAUAGCAGCACACCAGAGACACCAGGUUUUGAUAUGCAGUUUACAGACACACUUGAAACAGUUUUAGAUGCUGCAAAAUAAUUCUUAGACAUUAGAUGUUUCUUGAAUAACCUUGAUGAUGAACACUUUUUUUUUGCAGUGAAAUGUUAAGUACUGAAUACAGGACUUAUAUCUCCUACAAGUUAAGGGGAAAAAAAAAGACUUCAAAAGGAGUUUUAUUUAAAAGAUAUUCUUCAGGAUCUGAAUUUAAUCUUUUAUAAAUCAAUAAUAUAAAAAUGCAAGACAGUAUAACCUAUUGGGGAUCUUGAGCCAUUAAAACCAAUGCAAACUAUGAAUUUUAUUGAUUGAAAUUUAGACAAAAUUCAGUAAAUAUUGCAUCAAAAUGACUAGUCCCCCCUUUGAAAAUAUAUCCCCUUGCUUCACCAAAACUGUAGUUAACAUCCUGUGUAUUUUUAUUUUUACGACUGUCAAUUAAAGGAAAUCUUAGCACAAAAGAAAGGUUUUUUGCUCUGCACUUAAAGAACAUUUUACUCAUGGGGGGGGGGGAAAGAAAUAAA
Uloborus diversus is the source of this 2156-nucleotide messenger RNA. RefSeq names its product dynein intermediate chain 3, ciliary-like. Gene Ontology annotation, molecular function: dynein light chain binding; dynein heavy chain binding. Gene Ontology annotation, biological process: outer dynein arm assembly; cilium movement. The record is from RefSeq and is a predicted model, not a curated record. Lineage: Eukaryota; Metazoa; Arthropoda; Arachnida; Araneae; Uloboridae. The transcript is spliced from 11 exons. The coding region runs from base 1 to 1680 and encodes 559 amino acids. Gene Ontology annotation, cellular component: outer dynein arm.